GCAUGAAGUCGAACAAGCCUGAUGUCAUCCCCGUGGUGGUUUCCACCUGACGUCACACAUCUAUAGAACCUCCCAUCUGGAGGGCAUAACAGCGCUUUGUUUCGCUGCCCGCCAGUUUUAUUUUUACCACAUUCGUUAAAUCAAAAUGCCGGACAGUUGUUGCUCGGUCGGAUGCACUAAUAGACGAGGAAACAAGCCCGGGCUGUGUUUCUACCGAAUCCCGUCCGAGAAAGAAAACCCAGAGAGGAGGAGAUUGUGGAUCUGUGCUAUCAAACGCGCCUUCGUCACCGCAGAAGGCAAAGAAUGGCAACCGUCAAAGUACACGCGUCUCUGUAGCGAACAUUUCAUCAAAGGUGCCAAAUCUGAUGACCCGUCGUCACCUGAUUGGGUACCAUCUGUCUUCUUGCCCACAACAGCCACCAAAAAGAGGAAAAGGACAAAAGAUGUGGAGAAGUAUGAACAGAGCAAGAAGGAAGAGGAGAUAAAGGAACAGGCUGCGGUUGCUGUUCUCCUAAAACUGUCAUCAGUGCCAGCGCAACCUCCUGAGGAUGAGCAAAAGUGUGACAGCAAAGUGUGCAAGGAAAAGAUUGCAAGAUUACAGAAAGAGUGCAAUGACCUCAGAGAGGAAAAUUGUAGGCUGAAGGCCAUUUUGAAAUCUGGAACAUUUCAUGAACUUGCUUUAGGAAAAGAUGAUAAGAAGGUCAAGGCGAUGACUUAAAGCCACAUUCCCCACUUAUCGGUACAAAACAUUCUUCCUUCCUAUAUGUCAAUGGUUGUUUACUCUGUAAAUAACACUUCCCCUUUUAGUGUAUUUUAAGGUCUCAAUUCCAACAGCAAACAAUGCAUUUAGAAGCACCAAUUCAAGGAUUGUGUUCUGACCCCACCACCAUCUUCAGCCAUGAAUGCCUGUGAUAUUUAUAUACAGGCCUUUGGUACAUGUGUCUGUACUGUAGACUGCUGUGAGAUUUAUUGGAAAGCCUAGAGACUUAAGAGCAAGAGCAGAGACAUACAUCAUCAUCAUCAUACCAAAAGAAACAAUUAUAUGAAAAGGGAUGGGGUGCAUAUCUUCCACAUGCUGUAGUUUACCUACAUGUUUGUAAUGACUCUCCAUCCAACCUGUAUUGUUUAAUUAUAUUAAUUAUAAUUACAAGCCAGUGAUAACAGUAAUUGUUAUAUCAUGAAUUAACAGGAAAGAUAAUUAGGUAAACACAUAACCCUUUGUGGUAUCCUUUAUAGUCUAUGUGUAAUGACACUUUUGUUUUUGUGUGUCAUAUAGCUUGUUCAAAUACAGUAUCUCACACGAUGUACGAUAGUCUAUAAGUCUAUGUAUUAAGUACCUCGUCAGACUUUUUGUAGAUUGUAGGUUCUGAACAAAAUAACUGUAAAUUAUACAUAUGCUACACUCAAAUGAGAAAAAUAAGUUUUGAGAAAUCUGUCUACAAAUGCUUAGGAUCAAAAGACCAACAGUUCAUUAAAUAGUUUGAA
This is a messenger RNA of Misgurnus anguillicaudatus (oriental weatherfish), 1485 nucleotides long. Its product is annotated as THAP domain-containing protein 11. The record is from RefSeq and is a predicted model, not a curated record. Lineage: Eukaryota; Metazoa; Chordata; Actinopteri; Cypriniformes; Cobitidae.